AUGGAUAAUAUUUUUGAUAAUAUAUUUAAAAUAAUUUCUGCCUAUAAAAUGAAUGUUGCAUCCGACUAAAUAUAAGAAAAUGGGCCUUAAGAAGUCUAAAAUGAUGUAAUUACAUAACAUUGAUGUUGCAUUAGACAAAAUUUGUAUGGAUUCCAAAAAUUGAAGAUAAACUUAAGGAGCUUUAUGUCUUGCAAUAAGGGAAUUGGAAAUCAAUAAGUGCUUAAUUAAAUGGUCCUACACCAUUAGAAUGUAUGUAUAAAUGGCAAUAGCUCCAUCCAGAUUAAGUAUGUACAUUAUUAAAACAUAGAAUCCUAGUAGAUAAUUAUGGUCACCUUAAGAAGAUGAAUAGUUGAAAGAAUUAGUUAAAAAAUUUGGAAAAAAAUGGAGUAAGAUCUGUACAGUAAUGAAUUGGAGAACAGGAAAAUAAGUUAGAGAACGUUAUUUGAAUUAAUUAUAAGGGACAAUAAAUUAAGAUAAGUGGACAGAAGAGGAGGAUAAAAUGAUACUAAAAUUAUAUAGGAAAUUUGGAACUAAAUGGAGUUAUAUAUCAAGUUUUUUAAAUGGAAGACCUGUAAUUAUCAUAUUAUUAUAGACUUAGGAAAAUAUGGUGAAAAAUAGGUUUUAUGCCAACCUAAAGAGACGAUAUCAAUGUGAUAUUGUUGAUUCUGAUGAUGAUGAAUAUGAAGAGAAUUCUGAUAUCUCCUCUGAUGAUGAAAAAAUUAAACUUUAAAAAAGAAGAAAAUUACCUAGAUAAACAAAGGAUGAUCAAAAACAAAAAAAAAUUUAGGUUUAGGAAGUGAAUUCAUAGAAUUUUUAAAUAAUUACCAGAUCAAAACUAAAUAAAAAAAAUGAUGAAAAUAGUUUAAAAUUAGAUUGUUCUAAUUAGGAUCACAAUAAUGAGAAUAAUUCUGGUAUAAUAUUUAUUAUUAUAAUAAGUAUUAUAAAAUGCUAACUCACUUUUGAAUAAUCAAGUUACUAAUAUUAAAGAAGAAAAUUUAUUAAAAUUUGAUCAGAAUGAUUUUAAUUCAUCUAUUCCUUAAUAACCUUAAUUCAAAUAUUUAGUAAAUUAAGAUGUCUAAAUGAUCAAUAAUUCUAAUGUAUUGCAAUAAUACUAAAAUAUUUUACUCUCAACUUAAUCAAGUCCAAAUGUUAUUUAAAAUUAAAAUCAAAUUCAAAAUUUAUAACAAAAUAAAUAAUCGUAAUUCAACAUAUCAUAAUAACCAUAUGUAAUCAAUCAAUAUCCAAUAUAUCAAAUGAUGAAUCCAUAUGUAGGAUUUGUCUCUCCAUAAUAAUAAUUUAUAUAUCAGUUACCAUGUUAAUCUAAUUAUUAAGAUUAGAUUAAUUAAUUGUAAAAUUGGAACUAACUCUCUGCAUUUUACAAUAAUUAAUUAUUGUAGAAUGGCUUGUAACCAUGA
Paramecium sonneborni is the source of this 1415-nucleotide messenger RNA. The record is from the annotation of a GenBank genome assembly. NCBI's taxonomy places the organism in Eukaryota, Ciliophora, Oligohymenophorea, Peniculida, Parameciidae.